This is a messenger RNA of Parnassius mnemosyne (clouded apollo), 9027 nucleotides long. The record is from the annotation of a GenBank genome assembly. Lineage: Eukaryota; Metazoa; Arthropoda; Insecta; Lepidoptera; Papilionidae.
AUGCGUUACGAGUGCGGGCGCGGCGUGAAGCGCGCGGACGACGCGGGCGCGCUGCUGCGACGCUGCGCUGGCGUGGCGCGCGUCGCCCGCCGCUGGGCCACCGCCAUGCUGCACGUGCGCCUGCACCUCGCCUACAGGCUCGCGCACGACGGCACGCUCUCUCUGCACGUGAGUACUCUACACUCACAGGCGCGCGUCGCCCGCCGCUGGGCCACCGCCAUGCUGCACGUGCGCCUGCACCUCGCCUACAGGCUCGCGCACGACGGCACGCUCUCUCUGCACGUGAGUACUCUACACUCACAGGCGCGCGUCGCCCGCCGCUGGGCCACCGCCAUGCUGCACGUGCGCCUGCACCUCGCCUACAGGCUCGCGCACGACGGCACGCUCUCUCUGCACGUGAGUACUCUACACUCACAGGCGCGCGUCGCCCGCCGCUGGGCCACCGCCAUGCUGCACGUGCGCCUGCACCUCGCCUACAGGCUCGCGCACGACGGCACGCUCUCUCUGCACGUGAGUACUCUACACUCACAGGCGCGCGUCGCCCGCCGCUGGGCCACCGCCAUGCUGCACGUGCGCCUGCACCUCGCCUACAGGCUCGCGCACGACGGCACGCUCUCUCUGCACGUGAGUACUCUACACUCACAGGCGCGCGUCGCCCGCCGCUGGGCCACCGCCAUGCUGCACGUGCGCCUGCACCUCGCCUACAGGCUCGCGCACGACGGCACGCUCUCUCUGCACGUGAGUACUCUACACUCACAGGCGCGCGUCGCCCGCCGCUGGGCCACCGCCAUGCUGCACGUGCGCCUGCACCUCGCCUACAGGCUCGCGCACGACGGCACGCUCUCUCUGCACGUGAGUACUCUACACUCACAGGCGCGCGUCGCCCGCCGCUGGGCCACCGCCAUGCUGCACGUGCGCCUGCACCUCGCCUACAGGCUCGCGCACGACGGCACGCUCUCUCUGCACGUGAGUACUCUACACUCACAGGCGCGCGUCGCCCGCCGCUGGGCCACCGCCAUGCUGCACGUGCGCCUGCACCUCGCCUACAGGCUCGCGCACGACGGCACGCUCUCUCUGCACGUGAGUACUCUACACUCACAGGCGCGCGUCGCCCGCCGCUGGGCCACCGCCAUGCUGCACGUGCGCCUGCACCUCGCCUACAGGCUCGCGCACGACGGCACGCUCUCUCUGCACGUGAGUACUCUACACUCACAGGCGCGCGUCGCCCGCCGCUGGGCCACCGCCAUGCUGCACGUGCGCCUGCACCUCGCCUACAGGCUCGCGCACGACGGCACGCUCUCUCUGCACGUGAGUACUCUACACUCACAGGCGCGCGUCGCCCGCCGCUGGGCCACCGCCAUGCUGCACGUGCGCCUGCACCUCGCCUACAGGCUCGCGCACGACGGCACGCUCUCUCUGCACGUGAGUACUCUACACUCACAGGCGCGCGUCGCCCGCCGCUGGGCCACCGCCAUGCUGCACGUGCGCCUGCACCUCGCCUACAGGCUCGCGCACGACGGCACGCUCUCUCUGCACGUGAGUACUCUACACUCACAGGCGCGCGUCGCCCGCCGCUGGGCCACCGCCAUGCUGCACGUGCGCCUGCACCUCGCCUACAGGCUCGCGCACGACGGCACGCUCUCUCUGCACGUGAGUACUCUACACUCACAGGCGCGCGUCGCCCGCCGCUGGGCCACCGCCAUGCUGCACGUGCGCCUGCACCUCGCCUACAGGCUCGCGCACGACGGCACGCUCUCUCUGCACGUGAGUACUCUACACUCACAGGCGCGCGUCGCCCGCCGCUGGGCCACCGCCAUGCUGCACGUGCGCCUGCACCUCGCCUACAGGCUCGCGCACGACGGCACGCUCUCUCUGCACGUGAGUACUCUACACUCACAGGCGCGCGUCGCCCGCCGCUGGGCCACCGCCAUGCUGCACGUGCGCCUGCACCUCGCCUACAGGCUCGCGCACGACGGCACGCUCUCUCUGCACGUGAGUACUCUACACUCACAGGCGCGCGUCGCCCGCCGCUGGGCCACCGCCAUGCUGCACGUGCGCCUGCACCUCGCCUACAGGCUCGCGCACGACGGCACGCUCUCUCUGCACGUGAGUACUCUACACUCACAGGCGCGCGUCGCCCGCCGCUGGGCCACCGCCAUGCUGCACGUGCGCCUGCACCUCGCCUACAGGCUCGCGCACGACGGCACGCUCUCUCUGCACGUGAGUACUCUACACUCACAGGCGCGCGUCGCCCGCCGCUGGGCCACCGCCAUGCUGCACGUGCGCCUGCACCUCGCCUACAGGCUCGCGCACGACGGCACGCUCUCUCUGCACGUGAGUACUCUACACUCACAGGCGCGCGUCGCCCGCCGCUGGGCCACCGCCAUGCUGCACGUGCGCCUGCACCUCGCCUACAGGCUCGCGCACGACGGCACGCUCUCUCUGCACGUGAGUACUCUACACUCACAGGCGCGCGUCGCCCGCCGCUGGGCCACCGCCAUGCUGCACGUGCGCCUGCACCUCGCCUACAGGCUCGCGCACGACGGCACGCUCUCUCUGCACGUGAGUACUCUACACUCACAGGCGCGCGUCGCCCGCCGCUGGGCCACCGCCAUGCUGCACGUGCGCCUGCACCUCGCCUACAGGCUCGCGCACGACGGCACGCUCUCUCUGCACGUGAGUACUCUACACUCACAGGCGCGCGUCGCCCGCCGCUGGGCCACCGCCAUGCUGCACGUGCGCCUGCACCUCGCCUACAGGCUCGCGCACGACGGCACGCUCUCUCUGCACGUGAGUACUCUACACUCACAGGCGCGCGUCGCCCGCCGCUGGGCCACCGCCAUGCUGCACGUGCGCCUGCACCUCGCCUACAGGCUCGCGCACGACGGCACGCUCUCUCUGCACGUGAGUACUCUACACUCACAGGCGCGCGUCGCCCGCCGCUGGGCCACCGCCAUGCUGCACGUGCGCCUGCACCUCGCCUACAGGCUCGCGCACGACGGCACGCUCUCUCUGCACGUGAGUACUCUACACUCACAGGCGCGCGUCGCCCGCCGCUGGGCCACCGCCAUGCUGCACGUGCGCCUGCACCUCGCCUACAGGCUCGCGCACGACGGCACGCUCUCUCUGCACGUGAGUACUCUACACUCACAGGCGCGCGUCGCCCGCCGCUGGGCCACCGCCAUGCUGCACGUGCGCCUGCACCUCGCCUACAGGCUCGCGCACGACGGCACGCUCUCUCUGCACGUGAGUACUCUACACUCACAGGCGCGCGUCGCCCGCCGCUGGGCCACCGCCAUGCUGCACGUGCGCCUGCACCUCGCCUACAGGCUCGCGCACGACGGCACGCUCUCUCUGCACGUGAGUACUCUACACUCACAGGCGCGCGUCGCCCGCCGCUGGGCCACCGCCAUGCUGCACGUGCGCCUGCACCUCGCCUACAGGCUCGCGCACGACGGCACGCUCUCUCUGCACGUGAGUACUCUACACUCACAGGCGCGCGUCGCCCGCCGCUGGGCCACCGCCAUGCUGCACGUGCGCCUGCACCUCGCCUACAGGCUCGCGCACGACGGCACGCUCUCUCUGCACGUGAGUACUCUACACUCACAGGCGCGCGUCGCCCGCCGCUGGGCCACCGCCAUGCUGCACGUGCGCCUGCACCUCGCCUACAGGCUCGCGCACGACGGCACGCUCUCUCUGCACGUGAGUACUCUACACUCACAGGCGCGCGUCGCCCGCCGCUGGGCCACCGCCAUGCUGCACGUGCGCCUGCACCUCGCCUACAGGCUCGCGCACGACGGCACGCUCUCUCUGCACGUGAGUACUCUACACUCACAGGCGCGCGUCGCCCGCCGCUGGGCCACCGCCAUGCUGCACGUGCGCCUGCACCUCGCCUACAGGCUCGCGCACGACGGCACGCUCUCUCUGCACGUGAGUACUCUACACUCACAGGCGCGCGUCGCCCGCCGCUGGGCCACCGCCAUGCUGCACGUGCGCCUGCACCUCGCCUACAGGCUCGCGCACGACGGCACGCUCUCUCUGCACGUGAGUACUCUACACUCACAGGCGCGCGUCGCCCGCCGCUGGGCCACCGCCAUGCUGCACGUGCGCCUGCACCUCGCCUACAGGCUCGCGCACGACGGCACGCUCUCUCUGCACGUGAGUACUCUACACUCACAGGCGCGCGUCGCCCGCCGCUGGGCCACCGCCAUGCUGCACGUGCGCCUGCACCUCGCCUACAGGCUCGCGCACGACGGCACGCUCUCUCUGCACGUGAGUACUCUACACUCACAGGCGCGCGUCGCCCGCCGCUGGGCCACCGCCAUGCUGCACGUGCGCCUGCACCUCGCCUACAGGCUCGCGCACGACGGCACGCUCUCUCUGCACGUGAGUACUCUACACUCACAGGCGCGCGUCGCCCGCCGCUGGGCCACCGCCAUGCUGCACGUGCGCCUGCACCUCGCCUACAGGCUCGCGCACGACGGCACGCUCUCUCUGCACGUGAGUACUCUACACUCACAGGCGCGCGUCGCCCGCCGCUGGGCCACCGCCAUGCUGCACGUGCGCCUGCACCUCGCCUACAGGCUCGCGCACGACGGCACGCUCUCUCUGCACGUGAGUACUCUACACUCACAGGCGCGCGUCGCCCGCCGCUGGGCCACCGCCAUGCUGCACGUGCGCCUGCACCUCGCCUACAGGCUCGCGCACGACGGCACGCUCUCUCUGCACGUGAGUACUCUACACUCACAGGCGCGCGUCGCCCGCCGCUGGGCCACCGCCAUGCUGCACGUGCGCCUGCACCUCGCCUACAGGCUCGCGCACGACGGCACGCUCUCUCUGCACGUGAGUACUCUACACUCACAGGCGCGCGUCGCCCGCCGCUGGGCCACCGCCAUGCUGCACGUGCGCCUGCACCUCGCCUACAGGCUCGCGCACGACGGCACGCUCUCUCUGCACGUGAGUACUCUACACUCACAGGCGCGCGUCGCCCGCCGCUGGGCCACCGCCAUGCUGCACGUGCGCCUGCACCUCGCCUACAGGCUCGCGCACGACGGCACGCUCUCUCUGCACGUGAGUACUCUACACUCACAGGCGCGCGUCGCCCGCCGCUGGGCCACCGCCAUGCUGCACGUGCGCCUGCACCUCGCCUACAGGCUCGCGCACGACGGCACGCUCUCUCUGCACGUGAGUACUCUACACUCACAGGCGCGCGUCGCCCGCCGCUGGGCCACCGCCAUGCUGCACGUGCGCCUGCACCUCGCCUACAGGCUCGCGCACGACGGCACGCUCUCUCUGCACGUGAGUACUCUACACUCACAGGCGCGCGUCGCCCGCCGCUGGGCCACCGCCAUGCUGCACGUGCGCCUGCACCUCGCCUACAGGCUCGCGCACGACGGCACGCUCUCUCUGCACGUGAGUACUCUACACUCACAGGCGCGCGUCGCCCGCCGCUGGGCCACCGCCAUGCUGCACGUGCGCCUGCACCUCGCCUACAGGCUCGCGCACGACGGCACGCUCUCUCUGCACGUGAGUACUCUACACUCACAGGCGCGCGUCGCCCGCCGCUGGGCCACCGCCAUGCUGCACGUGCGCCUGCACCUCGCCUACAGGCUCGCGCACGACGGCACGCUCUCUCUGCACGUGAGUACUCUACACUCACAGGCGCGCGUCGCCCGCCGCUGGGCCACCGCCAUGCUGCACGUGCGCCUGCACCUCGCCUACAGGCUCGCGCACGACGGCACGCUCUCUCUGCACGUGAGUACUCUACACUCACAGGCGCGCGUCGCCCGCCGCUGGGCCACCGCCAUGCUGCACGUGCGCCUGCACCUCGCCUACAGGCUCGCGCACGACGGCACGCUCUCUCUGCACGUGAGUACUCUACACUCACAGGCGCGCGUCGCCCGCCGCUGGGCCACCGCCAUGCUGCACGUGCGCCUGCACCUCGCCUACAGGCUCGCGCACGACGGCACGCUCUCUCUGCACGUGAGUACUCUACACUCACAGGCGCGCGUCGCCCGCCGCUGGGCCACCGCCAUGCUGCACGUGCGCCUGCACCUCGCCUACAGGCUCGCGCACGACGGCACGCUCUCUCUGCACGUGAGUACUCUACACUCACAGGCGCGCGUCGCCCGCCGCUGGGCCACCGCCAUGCUGCACGUGCGCCUGCACCUCGCCUACAGGCUCGCGCACGACGGCACGCUCUCUCUGCACGUGAGUACUCUACACUCACAGGCGCGCGUCGCCCGCCGCUGGGCCACCGCCAUGCUGCACGUGCGCCUGCACCUCGCCUACAGGCUCGCGCACGACGGCACGCUCUCUCUGCACGUGAGUACUCUACACUCACAGGCGCGCGUCGCCCGCCGCUGGGCCACCGCCAUGCUGCACGUGCGCCUGCACCUCGCCUACAGGCUCGCGCACGACGGCACGCUCUCUCUGCACGUGAGUACUCUACACUCACAGGCGCGCGUCGCCCGCCGCUGGGCCACCGCCAUGCUGCACGUGCGCCUGCACCUCGCCUACAGGCUCGCGCACGACGGCACGCUCUCUCUGCACGUGAGUACUCUACACUCACAGGCGCGCGUCGCCCGCCGCUGGGCCACCGCCAUGCUGCACGUGCGCCUGCACCUCGCCUACAGGCUCGCGCACGACGGCACGCUCUCUCUGCACGUGAGUACUCUACACUCACAGGCGCGCGUCGCCCGCCGCUGGGCCACCGCCAUGCUGCACGUGCGCCUGCACCUCGCCUACAGGCUCGCGCACGACGGCACGCUCUCUCUGCACGUGAGUACUCUACACUCACAGGCGCGCGUCGCCCGCCGCUGGGCCACCGCCAUGCUGCACGUGCGCCUGCACCUCGCCUACAGGCUCGCGCACGACGGCACGCUCUCUCUGCACGUGAGUACUCUACACUCACAGGCGCGCGUCGCCCGCCGCUGGGCCACCGCCAUGCUGCACGUGCGCCUGCACCUCGCCUACAGGCUCGCGCACGACGGCACGCUCUCUCUGCACGUGAGUACUCUACACUCACAGGCGCGCGUCGCCCGCCGCUGGGCCACCGCCAUGCUGCACGUGCGCCUGCACCUCGCCUACAGGCUCGCGCACGACGGCACGCUCUCUCUGCACGUGAGUACUCUACACUCACAGGCGCGCGUCGCCCGCCGCUGGGCCACCGCCAUGCUGCACGUGCGCCUGCACCUCGCCUACAGGCUCGCGCACGACGGCACGCUCUCUCUGCACGUGAGUACUCUACACUCACAGGCGCGCGUCGCCCGCCGCUGGGCCACCGCCAUGCUGCACGUGCGCCUGCACCUCGCCUACAGGCUCGCGCACGACGGCACGCUCUCUCUGCACGUGAGUACUCUACACUCACAGGCGCGCGUCGCCCGCCGCUGGGCCACCGCCAUGCUGCACGUGCGCCUGCACCUCGCCUACAGGCUCGCGCACGACGGCACGCUCUCUCUGCACGUGAGUACUCUACACUCACAGGCGCGCGUCGCCCGCCGCUGGGCCACCGCCAUGCUGCACGUGCGCCUGCACCUCGCCUACAGGCUCGCGCACGACGGCACGCUCUCUCUGCACGUGAGUACUCUACACUCACAGGCGCGCGUCGCCCGCCGCUGGGCCACCGCCAUGCUGCACGUGCGCCUGCACCUCGCCUACAGGCUCGCGCACGACGGCACGCUCUCUCUGCACGUGAGUACUCUACACUCACAGGCGCGCGUCGCCCGCCGCUGGGCCACCGCCAUGCUGCACGUGCGCCUGCACCUCGCCUACAGGCUCGCGCACGACGGCACGCUCUCUCUGCACGUGAGUACUCUACACUCACAGGCGCGCGUCGCCCGCCGCUGGGCCACCGCCAUGCUGCACGUGCGCCUGCACCUCGCCUACAGGCUCGCGCACGACGGCACGCUCUCUCUGCACGUGAGUACUCUACACUCACAGGCGCGCGUCGCCCGCCGCUGGGCCACCGCCAUGCUGCACGUGCGCCUGCACCUCGCCUACAGGCUCGCGCACGACGGCACGCUCUCUCUGCACGUGAGUACUCUACACUCACAGGCGCGCGUCGCCCGCCGCUGGGCCACCGCCAUGCUGCACGUGCGCCUGCACCUCGCCUACAGGCUCGCGCACGACGGCACGCUCUCUCUGCACGUGAGUACUCUACACUCACAGGCGCGCGUCGCCCGCCGCUGGGCCACCGCCAUGCUGCACGUGCGCCUGCACCUCGCCUACAGGCUCGCGCACGACGGCACGCUCUCUCUGCACGUGAGUACUCUACACUCACAGGCGCGCGUCGCCCGCCGCUGGGCCACCGCCAUGCUGCACGUGCGCCUGCACCUCGCCUACAGGCUCGCGCACGACGGCACGCUCUCUCUGCACGUGAGUACUCUACACUCACAGGCGCGCGUCGCCCGCCGCUGGGCCACCGCCAUGCUGCACGUGCGCCUGCACCUCGCCUACAGGCUCGCGCACGACGGCACGCUCUCUCUGCACGUGAGUACUCUACACUCACAGCACUGGGUAUUCCAACAAGAUUCGGUGCCAGCUCAUAGAGCGAAGAGCACACAAGAUUGGCUGGCGGUGCGUGAAAUCGACUUCAUCCGGCACGAAGACUGGCCCUCCUCCAGUCCAGAUUUGAAUCCGUUAGAUUACACGAUAUGGCAACACUUGGAGGAAAAGGCGUGCUCAAGGCCUCAUCCCAAUCUGGAGUCACUCAAGACAUCCUUGAUUAAGGCAGCCGCCGAUAUUGACAUGGACCUUGUGGCGAACAUCCCGUUGCGCUGCGUGUGGGAAGUGGCGAUGCGCCUAGAGUUGGUGAUUGAAGACGCUCGCCAGGCGGUGUGGCCGCGCGCCGGACACGUGCACGUGCGUGACGUCACACACGGGCAUGACGUCACGAAGGUGAAGGAAGACGUGGAACGCCUGCUCACACGGGUGCCGCACGACUGGGGGCACGUGCCGAAUACUAUAUGGAAAGUUUUCAGGUACCUGAAGAACAAGACGAAAGACAACGAACUGCUUGGAAUUUAG